AUGGCUCGGCAAGCUACUGCACACCGCCGAGGCGGGACACACAAAGUGCGCGAUGAGGAUAGAACGGAUUCUGUCUACGACACAUACAACUACAAAGAGCUUCUUGAUGCCACCAAGGAACGACGUUUAUAUCGCAAGGACAUGAAAAAGGUGGAGAUGGCAUGGGCACUGAAGCGGAACGACGAGGCAAAGAGGCGCACUGAACGUGAUAAUCUAAAUGCACUUCGCCGCAAGCAAGAAGAGGCGAGGAAAGAAGAGGAACGCAUCGCUGCCGAGAAGCAAGAAUUGAUCAACGCAAGGCAGAGGAAAAAACUGGAGAAGAAGAGAAAGAGAGAGCGAGACGAAAGCGUCAGCGACGACACACUGAGCGAUACUGAAAUCGAGGCUGAGCGUGAAACCAGAGACGAAUACAAGCGCGAAGCCAUAGGACAAGCCCUCAGUGACUCCUCCUGGGACAGCACCUCGACCGAAUCUCUACCAAACUCAAUAGACCAUCUCGCCCCUCUAUGCACACUGCGUCUCUUGGAAUGGCCCUACGAAACAUUACCAUGCACCAUUCCCUCAUCGUCUCCUUUCCACUUUCAACCCAGAACCCUUCCCUACGUCCCACUCAGACUCGUCACCACAUUAACCAAGCAAAAGCUGUUCCUCCCUGGACACAAGUACCCGCCUGCCAUCCCCCCAGAUUAUGUCCCCAUGCUCUCGCAACCCGUCCGCGCCGCAGCCCACAGAGGCCAAUUAUCCGGUCUCCUGCGCAAAGCCACUAUAGAGACAGGCGUGCAGUGGGCUUUGAGAACGCUAAUCCAACCCUCAACGGCUCACAUGUACUUCCUCCCCUGCGCAGCCAAUAGCACAAAGAGUCUUGCAGACGUGUAUCAAAAGUGGGAAGUGGAAAGCAGCAAAGCGAGACGUGUGAGGGGUCGUUCUGAGGCAUGCGCCAAUGACAGGGAUGUCAGAGUUGGGCAGAGAAAGAGGAUCAAGACGGGAUUGGUGGCCGAGGUAUAUGAGGCGUGCAAGUGGAGGCCGGCAGCGGUGGGAUAUGUUCCUGCUUUUCUAGACUUUGGGGCUGUGUGCACCCAGAGGGAAGAGGGACCGAAGACGCUGGACAAUCUGAGAUACGUCAGGUUUCCUGGGUGUGACGUUCCGCAUUAUUAUUUUUGGGUCAGAGAUGCAGAG
Exserohilum turcica Et28A is the source of this 1176-nucleotide messenger RNA. RefSeq lists its product as uncharacterized. The annotation marks the transcript as partial. The record is from RefSeq and is a predicted model, not a curated record. NCBI's taxonomy places the organism in Eukaryota, Fungi, Ascomycota, Dothideomycetes, Pleosporales, Pleosporaceae. The transcript has a single exon.